Messenger RNA from Spirometra erinaceieuropaei, 501 nucleotides. NCBI's taxonomy places the organism in Eukaryota, Metazoa, Platyhelminthes, Cestoda, Diphyllobothriidea, Diphyllobothriidae. The record is from the annotation of a GenBank genome assembly.
AUGGAACGUCAGCUCCUCGAUGGCAUGGUGACGCGUGUCACGGGCGAAAGUGACCAACGGAAUGAGGCGGGGCUACGUCGUCGCGCCUACCCUCUCCAAUCUCAUGUUCUUCUUCGAGCUCCUAGGCGCCUACGGCGACGAACGCCCGGUAGCUGCAUCACCUACAGGAUUUACGGCCAACUCCUCGAUCGUCGGCGAAUGCGCUCCAAGCUGCGUGUAUCCACAGCCAUCGUCCACGAAUUUCUAUUCGCCAACGACAGCGUUCUCAACGCUACCUCCGAAGGGGAUAAGCGAACGAGCAUGGAUCUCUUCUCCGCCGCCUGCCAGACCUUCGAACUGAUAAUAAAAAUGGAGAAGGCAGUGGUCAUGCACAGACAGUCGCCGAACGCUGAGUACACUUUCCCUCGCAACCAAGUCAACGACACCGAAUUGAAGACAGCGGACAACUUUGCAUACCCAGGCAGCACAAUGUCAACUGCAUCAGAAUUGGUAACAAAGUGA